AUGGCCUCGGCGGCGGCGGUGGCCGAAGCGGAAGAGACCACCCGGCUGCGCAAGCCGCGCUUCUCCUUCGAGGAGAACCAGAUCCUGAUCCGGGAGGUGCGCGCCCACUACCCGCAGCUCUACGGCGCGCAGAGCCGUCGGGUGAGCGUGGCCGAGCGGCGGCGCGUGUGGGACGGCAUCGCGGCCAAGAUCAACGGCAUCACCAGCUGGAAGCGCACCGGCCAGGAGGUGCAGAAGCGCUGGAACGACUUCAAGCGCCGCACCAAGGAGAAGCUGGCCCGCGUGCCGCACUCCACGCAGGGCGCCGGGGCUGCAGCCGAGGACGCCUUCUCGGCCGAGGAGGAGACCAUUUUCGCCAUCCUCGGGCCGGGUGUGGCGGGGCCGGGGCCGGGGCCGGGGGCUGGGGCCGGGGCGGAGCAGCCCCCGGCGGCGGCGCCCCCCACGCAGCCGCUGGCCCCAGGUGCUUACACCCAACGCUGUGUGUUGUCCGAGGACCACCGCAGGGAAGACCGAGGGGCAGACCCACCAGCCCACAGCAAGGGGGGCUCCAGCAGCCCGGAGCCCUCAGCCCGGCCCUCCUGCAACCCCCCGGAGAGGGGCUGCCCGCCGCCGCCCAAGGAGCGUGAGUCCUCGCCCCCUCCGGCCCUGCAGACCGUCCAGCUGCCCCGUCUGGCCUUGUCUCCACCGCCCCCAGCCCCUCCGGCACCCCAGCCAUCGCAGCAGGUUCAAGGGGCACCCUCGCCCACCAGUCCUUCGCCCCCCUUCCUGCCUCUGCCUGUGCCCUCGGCCCCAGACCCCUCCCUGGACUUCCUGCGGGCGCAGCAGGAGACGGCCAACGCCAUCAGGGAGCUGGCUGGCACCCUGCGGCAGGGACUGACCAAACUGAGCGAGGCCCUCAGCGCCCUGCUGCCCCUUCUGCCCGGAACCCUAGCGGACCCACCGCCCCCACCUCCGCCCCCACCCCCCAAGCCUGUCCUGCCUCCACCUGCCCCCAAGGUGGAGGGCACCCCAGAGCCCGUGUCCGUGGUGGCUGCUGUCGUGGACCCGGCCAAGGUGGCAGCCAGGGGGGUGAUCGUCGCCCUUAGAAACGAGGAAGGGACCCCCCGGCCGCCCCCGACCCCUCCUCCUCCUCCUCCCCAUGACUCCCCCCCACACAAGAGGAGGAAAGGUUUUCCCACGCGGAAGAGGCGAGGGCGGUGGAAAUCUCCGUGA
This is a messenger RNA of Pipistrellus nathusii (Nathusius's pipistrelle), 1212 nucleotides long. The record is from the annotation of a GenBank genome assembly. Lineage: Eukaryota; Metazoa; Chordata; Mammalia; Chiroptera; Vespertilionidae.